AAUACACCAAACCAAUUUAACCGACCCCAAUCGACUCGGUUAGGACCCGAACUACCCGGUCACGAGCACCCACCCCUAAAAUACCUCCGCUGGUCGCCGAGGGUUGCUGUCGCCGAUACUCUCCCAUAAUCAGCUGUCCUGAUUUGUGUGUUCUCGUCCUUGAUCAUUCACUGUUCGUUCUGCUCAUGUUUCAGGAGUUUCGCUAGAAGCAAGAGUGAUAUCUUUUUGUUUGAAGGUGCAUCUCAAAUGCGUGAGGUAGUAGAAAUUUCGGAUGACGAGGAUUCUUUCGCGGUAGAAAAUGAUCUCGGACCCAAAGAAGAGAGCUUCAAUUUUGAUAUACCCGUGACGAAUACACACUUGAGGCCUGGGGAGGACAAUGUGGCAAGCUCAUCAGGAAUCAGCUUGAGAUCAUCAUUCAUAGGAAUGGGAUUCUCAUCAUCUCUUGUUGACAAAGCAAUUGAGGAAAUUGGUGACGGAAAUGCUGAGUUAUUACUGGAGUUUCUGUUUAAAUAUUCAGGUCUGCAACAACCAAAGGUAGAAAAUUUUGAUGCAGGUUUUUUCAAUGAAGGUAAUGAUGAUUUAGCUGGAAAUCUUCGUGUAAAAGAGGAAUUUGAGGUUUGCAGAGGAUUAACCGACGAGAAAAUGGAAACACUGCUGAAGAUGAAUUUUUCUUUCCAUGAAGUUGGGUUUGCAAUGAAUAGACUUGGUAAAUGUGCUUCUAUUGGUCAAUUGAUGGACUUUAUUUUUGCUGCACGAAUGGCUAAAAAGUAUGAAAAAGAUGCAAACAAUCCGCUUCUUGAAAAUGCGGAAAGUGUAAAGGUUUGCAACAAUGAGACCUUGUUUUGCAUUAUGGAUAAGACACUUCAAUUGCUUGAAAUGGGCUUCAGCGAAAUUGAAAUCUCAGCAGCUUUUGAGAAAUGUGGUUCAGAAGCACUUCUGUCAGAACUUGCUGAGUCGAUUGUUGCUGGUGAAGCUUAUCCUAUAGCAGAUCAGUGCUCCUCAACAUCUUUAAGCAAUAUCACUGUCCAGAGAAAGUAUCAGUCUUUGAAAAGAGAUAUGGGAAACAGUGUAGCUCAUCAACCAUUUGACUCCUUCAUUUUAAAAACUGAGUACAGUUCAGACGUAGCACCUCAAGUGGGGACUUCUGAUUUUCCUGCAAAUUUGAAAGGCAAGAGGCCCAGAGAAGAAUUGAAAGAUGAACCAAGAAAUUGGAAGAAGCCAAAGGAAGAAUUUGUGGAAGAUGCAUGCAACUCUGUUGGCCGAAGUCGACUGGAAUCAAGAAGUGGACAUCUGAUCUCAAAAAGGAAUCAAACGGCAGCCUUGCAGAGGCAGGUUAGCCUUCUGGGAAAUCUUGAAGAUGACAUAAAGCCCCCAGUGUUCAAACUGAACCCUAGCAGGAGUAUGACAAGUGUGGCGACUAAACCCCCUUAUUUCGUUUUUGGAAACAUCACAAAUUUGGCUCAUGAUUCUUGGAUCAAGAUAUCUAAAUAUUUGUAUUCUGUUCAGCCAGAGUUUGUGAAUACAAAAUUUUACUCAGCCUUGAGCAGGAAUGAGGGCUAUGUGCACAAUCUCCCUGCUGAGGAUAGGUUUCAUGUUCUCCCAAAGGGUCCAAUGACUAUUGAAGAAGCUCUGCCACAUACCAGAAAAUGGUGGCCGUCAUGGGAUAAUAGGAAGCAGCUAAGUUACAUCAAUUGUGACACAAGUGGGAUAUCGCAUGUAUGUGAGAGGCUGGGGAGAAUGCUGGCUGAUUGCAAGGGGAUACCAUCUCCGGAGGAGCAGAGAGAAAUUCUCAGGCAGUGUGAGGCAAAGAAUCUUGUCUGGGUAGGAAAUAUUAAGUUGGCUCCAGUGGAUCCUGAGCAUCUUGAGCGUAUCCUGGGCUAUCCGUUGCACCACACUCGGGUUGCGGCGAUGGGCUUGCCAGAAAGACUCGAAGCACUCAAGUUCUCUUUUCAAACCGAUACCUUGGGGUACAGCCUCUCUGUCCUAAGGCCAUUGUUCCCUGGAGGUGUAACUGUGCUGUCUUUCUUCAGUGGAAUAGGUGGAGCUGAAGUUGCUCUACAGCGGCUGGGCAUUCGGCUGAAGGCUGUGGUGUCUGUGGAGCCGAGUGAAACGAAGCGCAGGAUCGUGAAACAGUGGUGGGGGAAGAGCCAGCAGAGUGGAGAGCUGAUUCAGAUUGAGAGUGUUUUCAAAUUAUCUGGCAACACACUAGAGAAUCUGCUUAAAAAGUUUGGUGGUUUUGAUAUAAUGAUUUGUCAGAGCCCAUGUUCAGGUGAUGGGAGCUUAGAUUUUUCAACGUUUGUUGAGUGUGUCCGAGUUCUGCAGCGUGUGAGGUCAAGAAUGGAGAGUAAUGGAUGAGUUGUCCGUUUCUUUGAUGCGACUCUGAAUUUCUUCAGUUCUGUAACUGGUAAAUGUAGUACUAUAUAGUUUCACUGCCACAUUUAGCCAUUUCGGCAACAUGCUUUUGGUAUGUAAGAAAACAAAUCUUUAAUGACGAUUGUUUCUUGGAACUUAAUCGACACCGAGGAUGUAUUUGGAUUCCAUUUCAA
Molecule: messenger RNA, 2546 nt
Organism: Andrographis paniculata
Lineage: Eukaryota; Viridiplantae; Streptophyta; Magnoliopsida; Lamiales; Acanthaceae
Product: probable inactive DNA (cytosine-5)-methyltransferase DRM3
Exons: 11
Coding region: 247-2355 (702 amino acids)
Cellular component (GO): nucleus
Source: RefSeq, a predicted model, not a curated record